CUUUUCCGGAUUCCUGAGGCCAUAUUCUUCUCAUCUUCUUUUCCAUGCUUUUGGAUUUGUAAGAUUUCCUCUGAUGGGUCCCUAGCAGAAUAAUAAUUGAUGAGGCACAACUUUGUUUAAACGCCUUUCGAUUCACCGGACCUUCUGCUACUGACCUAAAUAUACCAAGGGGGUCAUUUGGCAUCAUCCUAGAAUCUCCUUUACUUGUUAUGGAAUAUAUUAAAGCAUGAAAGGAGCUCCCCAAGUACAGCAGCUGGUUAAAGAGAAAGAGGCAACACCUAAAUCAUUGAUGAGGGUGAUGGGCAUUCAUGGACUUACAUUGUACCACCUUAAGAGUCAUUUGCAGAAAUAUAGGCUGGGGAAGAGUCAACAAUCACAAACCUACAAUGACAAUAAGCAGGAAGAGUACACAGAGAAUCAGAGGACUGACUUCUGUGAGGACUUCACUGAUGGAACCCAGAAUCAUACUAAUGAAAGUUUGCAGAUAGCUCAAGCUUUACAAAUGCAAAUGGAGGUUCAGAGGAAACUUCAUGAACAGAUUGAGGUACAAAGACAUUUGCAGUUGAGAAUUGAAGCUCAAGGGAAGUAUUUACAAUCAGUAUUGAAGAAAGCACAGGACACUCUUGCUGUAUAUAAUUCUUCUUCAAUGGGAGUGGAACUUGCAAAGGCUGAACUUUCUCAAUUAGUCUCAAUGGUGGACACCGGGUGCCCGAGCUCUUCGUUAUCUGUGUUAACUGAGAUUGGAGGCUCAAGCUCAAAAGAUACAGACAAGAAACAUCUAAGAGGCUACAAAUGCUCCCUAGAAAGCUCCUUAACAUCAUCCGAGAGCUCGGGAAGAAAGGAAGAGACUCAACUGAAUCAUGAAACCGAUAAGUGCAAUGAAAAUUCUGUAGUUCUUUCAUUGAUGGAAAUGCAUUCAGGAGAAAAGGGUUGUUCUAGCAAUGAAGCUUGUGGAAGGAAGAGAAGGGGAAGCAUAAUUUCUGAUGGUAAUUGUGUUGAACAAGCAUAUGCCAAAAGAUCAUCGGAACACAGUGAGAAAAAUGGGGGACAAUUGAGAAAAUCUGGAUUGUUAGGGACCCUUGAUCUGAAUACAGGACCAAUCACAAUUGACUUGAACUGCAAGGGAGUAUAGCAAUUCAGUGGACAUCUUUAGUGAUAUGAGAAGUUGACAGCAGUUGGUUUAUGUUAUGUAACUAUAAUGCAAUCUGUUCUUAAUAGAUGAUAUGUUGUUUAUAGAGACUCUGUAUAUUGUUAUGUGUAUGGACCCCAAGGAACUUUUGAAG
Molecule: messenger RNA, 1283 nt
Organism: Ilex paraguariensis (yerba mate)
Lineage: Eukaryota; Viridiplantae; Streptophyta; Magnoliopsida; Aquifoliales; Aquifoliaceae
Source: the annotation of a GenBank genome assembly